This is a messenger RNA of Paramecium tetraurelia, 627 nucleotides long. RefSeq lists its product as uncharacterized. The transcript is spliced from 3 exons. Lineage: Eukaryota; Ciliophora; Oligohymenophorea; Peniculida; Parameciidae. The record is from RefSeq and is a predicted model, not a curated record.
AUGAGUACAGGAUUGACUAAGAUGAACCCGUAUUGUUAGAUAAAUCGUGUACAAUUGAGAAAUGGGAGUGUGGGACCUAAAAUUUAACCAAAAAGGAGGUUGGACUCUGAUCUCAAUUCAUCAUAAAUCACUCCUUCUUACAAAGUAGGUUUUCUUUAGAUUUAGCACACACCAACUAAUUUUGAGAGAUGCAAUUUAGACGUUUUUGAGGAUAAGUCUAAACCAACAGAUUCAUCAAUGAAUUCAACACAGUUGCGAAAGAGCCCUUCAUUUAGGAUGAAGAAUUAUCGUCAUAUAACUCCAGGAGCAAGAGAUGAUAUAAGGAGACAGACCAAUUUUUAAAGUUCUGCUUUCAAAUAGAGAGUGAGUGCGAUGGAAUUACUUUAAUAUCAACUUGGUACUGACGAUGAAUAGUAGCAAAUUAGACACACAUAACCAAUAAAGAAGAUAGUCGCAACUCCUUCUUCAUCUAGUUAAACAACUUCUGUUCCAAAAUAUAAUAUUGAUCAAACUAUAUUGGAAGACAACAAAGAUGCCAAUCUGGAAGAAGUUCAUUUUUUUUAAGUGGAAAUGCAACAAAAGUACAAAAAAUGGUUAGAGAACAUUGAGAAGAAGUUAAAAAAAUGA